AUGACGGUGGUCAGUGGUGGCGGGUGGCGGCGAUGGUGGUCGAUGGUGGUGGCGACGGGUGGUAGUGGCGGCGAUGAUGAUGGGUGGUGGUGGUCGACGGUAGCGGGUGGUGGCAGCGAAGGAUGGUGGUGGUGGUCGGCGGAGGGUGGCGGUAGUGGUCGGGGUGGCGGUGGUUUGCGAUGGCGGGUGGCAGCGAUGGUAGUCGAUGGCGGUGGCGGUGGGCGGCGGUGGCGGCGGAGGACAGUGGUGGUGGUCGGCGGAGGUUGGUGGCUGGUGGUGAUGACGGUAGGUGGUUGUGGUAGAUGGUGGAGGUGA
Messenger RNA from Helianthus annuus (common sunflower), 315 nucleotides. RefSeq names its product protein FAM98B-like. The transcript has a single exon. Bases 1 to 315 code for a protein of 104 amino acids. Lineage: Eukaryota; Viridiplantae; Streptophyta; Magnoliopsida; Asterales; Asteraceae. The record is from RefSeq and is a predicted model, not a curated record.